Messenger RNA from Zophobas morio, 946 nucleotides. RefSeq names its product N-alpha-acetyltransferase 80. NCBI's taxonomy places the organism in Eukaryota, Metazoa, Arthropoda, Insecta, Coleoptera, Tenebrionidae. The transcript is spliced from 2 exons. The record is from RefSeq and is a predicted model, not a curated record. The coding region runs from base 206 to 784 and encodes 192 amino acids. Gene Ontology annotation, molecular function: acetyl-CoA binding; N-acetyltransferase activity. Gene Ontology annotation, biological process: protein acetylation. Gene Ontology annotation, cellular component: cytoplasm.
ACUUUUCAACAAUUUACAUAUACCUAUUCAGAAUAAAUAUAAAUUUUAAAUUGGUCUCUAAUUAACACUAUUAAAUAUCGUUAUGUAUUUCGAUUGGAGUUGAGUAAUAAGUUGAAACAAUCUUAUCGUAAGAUAUAACCUCAAAAUGUAAAGUGUGAACAAAAAUUAUGUAAAAAUUCAGUUUUCGGGUUACACUCGAGUAACAAUGCUUAUUUAUAGUAGCUCAGAGGUAGAGAUGGAUUUGUCAGUGGUCCCUUUACACCAUAAUAAAAAAUAUAUGUCCAACUGCUGUAAAUUGAUAAAUGAUGAAUGGAAACGAAGCGAAACUGCCCGAAUGCGUAGCUUAGAAAGUUCUUCAGAUAAACUGCCAACUAGUUUAAUUUUGUUAAAAAAUGAAGACGUUAUCGGACAUUUAAAACUUUCUCCUGUGCCUAGCAUACCAGAUGCCUGCUUUGUAGAAUCUGUUGUAAUUGAAAGGGGAUUAAGAGGGAAAGGUUUUGGAACUGUAUUAAUGGAAAAGGCAGAGGCUUAUUGUAAAAAGUGUCUGCAAUUAAAAACAAUUUAUUUAUCAACAAAAGGACAAGAAGGAUUUUAUAGUAAACUGGGAUAUAUGGAAUGUCAACCUAUCUCUAUAUAUGGAAACUACACACCAACUAGCACCACAAACCAUAAAAUUAUGAAUGACUGUAACAAUAGUAGGCAUGGUGUACCAAAACCACCUCCCAUGCCUUCAUUUCAAGUUAACAAUAAACACAAAACGUACAUGAAGAAAGAACUAACAUAGUACAAAUUAUAUAAAAAAAAAUGCGAUUACUGCCAUAAAUGAAGUGCAAAUAUUUUUUUUUAAAAAGGAAAUAAAAAUACUUUUAACACUGAUAACGCUGUGAAUCACAAACCUAUCAGUUUUUAUCAUGCGUCAAUAAACUUAAGAUUAUAUAAUUGGCAA